AUGGUAGAUGAUGGAGCUAGAAAACUGGCUGCAACGCAAAUCUGUCCUGGAUUUUGUGGUCGUGUUACAUCACAGUGGUCUCCUGGAAAUAUUUCGUAUUCUUCAUGUCAGGCAUGCAGCUGGGGUUAUCGAAGUAUCGAUAAAUUCUUAUGUACGGCUUGUGAGGAACCUUUAUUGCUCUAUGAUUGGCUUUAUUUGACCUUCAUUGCCGUAAUUCCACUUUUAAUGCACAAUUUUUUCAUAUAUUUUUAUUCUAAAUACAGUAAUCGGCUGUAUCAAGUUUCUCAGUAUCUAUGCUGCUUUGCUGAAUGUUUUAUUUCUGCAGUUGUUUCUGUUUUAAUAAUGCCACCACAAGGAAGUUUUAAACUAUAUGGUUGUUCGAAAACACACCUUCGUGAAUGGUAUCCAAUAUUUUAUAAUCCGGUUAUUAAUCAUUCACAUGCUUUGCGAUGUACAAAUGAGAUUGUCUUUCCGUUAUAUUCCUUGCCAUUUAUAUAUUUUGCCAUGGUUCUGGUUUCUUUACUAAUUCUUCGCUCGUGUUUGUAUUUGACACUAUUGCGAGGUACUCGCGUUUCAUCAAGGCCAUAUUACGCUGCUCUAUACGCUAUACCGUUAAUUUCAUUAUGCCAUUCUUUACUGGCUGGCAUAUUGUAUUUUAUUUUUCCAUAUGUGGCGCUACUAUUCAGCCUUGGCUUAAAUGCUUUGCAUAUGGCAUUAGAACUUAAUAAAACAAUUCGUAGGAUGUGCUUAGAGAUGAUUACAAAACCACACAAUAUUUCCAUAUUAAUUGUACAUAUGGCCUUAUUCGGGUUUUCCCUUUUUUCUUUGCUAUCAAGUCGUCCGAUCUCGACUGAUAUGGUUAGUAUCGCAGUAACCGUCAUCAUUCUUGUACCAUUACCAUCGAUUUUUUAUAUUUUCACAGUUGGCAUCACUUUUCCAGUAUAUGUUCAUAGUUCAUCGUGA
Messenger RNA from Dracunculus medinensis (Guinea worm), 963 nucleotides. The record is from the annotation of a GenBank genome assembly. Lineage: Eukaryota; Metazoa; Nematoda; Chromadorea; Rhabditida; Dracunculidae.